This is a messenger RNA of Guyanagaster necrorhizus, 2434 nucleotides long. RefSeq lists its product as uncharacterized. NCBI's taxonomy places the organism in Eukaryota, Fungi, Basidiomycota, Agaricomycetes, Agaricales, Physalacriaceae. Gene Ontology annotation, biological process: regulation of transcription by RNA polymerase II. Gene Ontology annotation, cellular component: NuA4 histone acetyltransferase complex. The transcript has 7 exons. Bases 1 to 2292 code for a protein of 763 amino acids. The record is from RefSeq and is a predicted model, not a curated record.
AUGCGUUCUCUUCAACCGGCAUCGACUCCAAGAACUCGCAACCGGAUCACCAACAAAACUCGACUCAAAAUCUAUGUUGGGAACAUCGAAGUCGAUCCUUUCAGCUUCGAUGAGGACGAAGAGAAGAAUCGUUUGGUCCAGAGGGUCGCUGGCGUCGAUCAGGACGACGCAAACGAACACCAUUUGCAACAAGUAUUGUCUGAAGCUGCUUUGCGUACACAGGCAUCUCCACGCAGCGGUAGAGGAGCGUCAGAAAAGACCUCGUAUAUCCCUACUCCAGAUUCCACCGGCCAUGUCAAGGAUUAUGAUAAGCUGUAUCCCGCAAAAAAAUUCACAGCGCCAGCCUGUUAUAUCUCUUCUUCGCAAACUGUCGAAGAACAGCUUGUGGCCGGACUAGCUCACGGAUGCACGUAUUGUAUGGAUGAGCGGGACGCGGAAUGGCUGGAGAAACGUAACGAAGAAGCCCGAGGGGAAGGGACAAGUGCGCAGGCCGCACUCAGCGUCAGCGCUAGAACAUCGAUGCGAAGUGCGAAGGGUAAGGGUAAGGAAGCAGAUACUUCAACUCCCACUAUAGUCAAAGAGGAUGAUUUCGAAUUGGUAAUGGGCCUAUUUGAGUUGAUUACCCACGAAGAGACAGAAUAUCUUCACCAUAGUCUCAAGGAUGGGAUGAUGUUCCCCGAGUUUUCGAACUACCAAGACACGUUUUCAAAUCCUCUCGAGAAAUCUUACUUUGCGACAUACGUCGUUCCUAAAAAUAUACCUCCUCCAGAAAGUCUGCUUUCUAUGGCUCAGUUGAUCUAUCCUCAUUGGAGGGCUCGUCGAAUGGAACGAGGUGGUUUACGGGUCAUUCCGCAACUCAAUGGUGAUGAGACGGACAGUCUGAAUGAAUCAUUCGUGUGCUUCCGCAAGCGAGAAUCAAAGCUCACUCGGAAGACCCGUGCUUCGCAGUACAAUAUUUCCGAGAAGCUCGAGGUCUUGACAAGCGACUUUACGGAUGCUUGUGACCUAGUAAAGAAAGUACGCCAACGAGAAGAUGUAAAGCUUCGUUCCAUGCCUCAUUGGCAUAAUGUUUGGCUUGCUCGGGUGUCGAUCGUCAACUUGAAACGCAAGAAUCCAUGGCUCGAUAAGGUUGAUGAAGAAUUGCUUGUUGAUAGAGCGCCCGCUGCCAAGAAACCAGAUGUUCGUGUCGCCCGUAUAUCGAUCAAAUCAGAGACUCCUUUCGUCACCCCACCAGCUCGCACUGAGCCAGCCGUACGUCCUAAGGAGAGAAUCGCCAAGCUGCAAGCCAAGAUAGAUCUUGGUAUGCACAAGCGAAAAGAGAAGGAUCAGCAGUGGGAAGACACAGUCGAUAACUCUUAUGUUCCGCCUCUUGUACCCUUUUCUUCUCGACUUUUCAAGUUCAUCGCUCCUUCGAGUGCGCCUGCUUGGCCAGAGUCUGAAGUACCACAACGGAAAUAUGUGAGACUGCGUCGUGGUCGUGGCGGGCGGAUGAUGCUGGAUCGCCGGAGCGGACAUUCCCUUGUGCGAGAUGCGGAGGAUGUCGACGAGGAGACUAGGCGCUUGAAGGAGAGGUGGCGAUUUGAUUCAGACGAUGCUCCGCCGUUUGGACAAAGCUAUGAAGAGCGGGAUCGUGAGCUCGUAGAUGAUUAUGGUCUGAGCUAUCUGCGACACGCUUUCCGCGUUCUGUCGGAAGUGGACCCGGCGCUUCUCACAGACCCGUCAAUCGUCAAAUACGACCCGGAGAAUGGUCGGAAAGAGACCAUCAUACCGUUCAAGUUGGGAUUUUCCAGCAUUGUUCGACCUCUCCCCAUGGCCUCACCUAAUUCGCAACGUACUAUUUCUACUCCACCAACGAUGAACGGUACUGUUAGCAUCUCUUCUAAUGGUUCAGCUCGUCCCGACCUUGCCGUUGCGCCAAUCACGCCGUCUUCCGUAUCCUCAGCACCGUAUGCCAAGGGUGUCCUUCAUCAUGCUCCCGCAGCGAAUGGCACGAACGGUCGCGCAGCCAUCUAUCUUGGCACUUCCAAGGUGGAAUCCACCAUGCACCCCCCUCUUUCAACAAAAGUUCCGACACAGAAUUGCGUCUCUCAGCCGCACGAUUUAUCAAGUACUGGUCUGAGCGUUCAGCAGAUGAACAAUCUCAAGAGUUUGUUCAGCAUGCCUGAUGGACAGCGUCCUCAGUUCGUGCCGGUCUUAUACGGCGGGACGGCGGGGAUCAGUAACAUGAAGCUCCCGGCUAUACGACAGCUCCCGCAGCAGGCGAGUAGUGAUGUCAAAAGCAAUGGUGGGUAACUAUCUGUACCUAGAAAACCUCGUGUUCUGUUGUCUUCAGAUAAUCUGCUUGUAUUGUUAGCGUAACUUUCUCAUCUUUGUUUGUGUACAUAGAUCCAUCUUACCUGCUUAGAGAUAGAGAACCACAGGUUCUGUACGCGUG